GUGUCGAUGCCCGUGGAAUCGGGCCGUAGCUUUAUCCUGUAUCAAUCAACAGUCCUAUCACUAAUCGCUUCAUCAUUCUCGAUCGACCAAAGUUGGGCCCUAUAUCGGAAACUUUUAUACGGAAACUCCAGUCUGAGAGUAUACUCUGGCAACCAUGGAAUCAGAGUUCGCCGAUGUGCCGCCUCCGGCCGAGGCACUGCCAAUCGCCACACCAAUAAACCUCAUCCUUCUAUCCCUUUUCAUCGUCAUCGUAUACCUGCAGUUCCGACCCAAAGCCGCCGUGAGCUUGCCUCGAGGCCCCGCUCCCGUCGUCUUCCGCACCUUCACACCUUCCACAUUGCUCCCAUUCAAUGGUAUCGAUGGUGCACCUGUGUACUUGGCUGUGCGAGGCCGAGUGUUUGAUGUGACCCCUGGUCGGAACUUUUACGGACCGGGCGGUCCUUACGAGAACUUUGCCGGCCGUGAUGCCUCCCGUGGCCUUGCACACCAGAGCUUUGACAGAGAAAUGCUCACCGAAGAUCUUAAAGGCCCGCUCGAUGACCUCAAGGACCUCGAGGCCGAACAAUUAGAGAACUUGGAAGGAUGGGAAGAACGUUUCCUUGAGAAGUACUUGGUUGUCGGCAAGCUUGUUGCCGAGGGUGAUCCUGAGGCUCCAAAGGCUUGAACUUGUGCUGAUAAUUUUGCAAAUCCGGUUCGGCCUACUCCGCUUACGGACAACUUCGAGGCAUCUCCCGUUUAGGAAGCUAAUGGACUUUAUUCUGGACUGUGAUCUUUCUCGUUAGCUCGGUUUCCGGCUUAUGCCCUGCUAGAUUGUUUCAUUGGUGCAUUUGAUAUUGGAUGUUAAAAACAAAACUCUUACGUAUUUCAACUGUCAGCAAUGAGAAAAUGUCGAUGCCCAGGUGACAAAUGAUGAACCCCUUAAUUUUACUGAUGAGCAAUUUCUUGCCAUUGUCAGCUAAGGUUUAGUUGUACUCAAUAAAAUUUGAAGGCGCAGCGCUUCAACCAUGA
Talaromyces proteolyticus is the source of this 1008-nucleotide messenger RNA. Its product is annotated as putative DNA damage response protein. The record is from RefSeq and is a predicted model, not a curated record. Gene Ontology annotation, cellular component: membrane; endomembrane system. Bases 155 to 664 code for a protein of 169 amino acids. The transcript has 4 exons. Lineage: Eukaryota; Fungi; Ascomycota; Eurotiomycetes; Eurotiales; Trichocomaceae.